GAAAAUAUGGAAGAUAAUUCCUUUGCUAAAAUCUUAGUUUGUAUUUGCAAGUAAUCAAGUAAACAGUUCCGAUGAUCCAAAAACAUUUUUUUAUAAGCUUGUGUGCUUGCUUUCUUUUGGUCGAUCCAUUGACUGCUGCUGAGGAGACAAUUUGUAAGGAAUUUUCGGUGCACAGUUACGUAUACAAUAAGUUCUACAAUCUCAGUCGGAUUAAUGGUGUCCGAUCCGAUGACUACUUUGUCAAACUACCAGUUACUUUCGAUUCGGAUCGUGGAGAUAUUCACGUUGCAUUCUCAGAGUCAACUGAUACUAAAAAUGCCAGUCGAGUCUACGAAUUCGCUCUUGGCAGCUACGACAAUACCUUAUUCGAGAUAAGAAGAAAGGAUUUUCUUCUCGAGAAGCGAGAUUUUAAUGGAAAUAGAUUUGCAGACUAUAGUGUACCAACGGAUCGUGAAUUCAACGUUGAAUUUUCAAUUUCCAGAAGUGGUGUUGUUCAAAUAGUUGAGGCAGGAUCUGGAUUCAAACUCAGUCUCAUUGAUCAGCUACCAGUUAUAGAUGUGAAAUACGUUUCGUUCGCCGGAUAUCGCGAUGCACUCACAAAAGUUACAUUUGAUUGUGUCAAUGUUGGGACAACCGAAAUUAACUCAUCAACAAAAUUAGCCGAAAACGAUGACAAAAUUAAUGAGAUAUGAAAGUUGAUAUGUUACCGGCAUUUACAAGUAAAACAUCUUGUUGAAAUCUAUGUUGAAAAUAUUUACUCAAAUUGAAACAAGCAAAAGAGUCGAGAUAAUUAUAG
Messenger RNA from Bradysia coprophila, 796 nucleotides. RefSeq lists its product as uncharacterized. NCBI's taxonomy places the organism in Eukaryota, Metazoa, Arthropoda, Insecta, Diptera, Sciaridae. The record is from RefSeq and is a predicted model, not a curated record.